AUGGUGGACGUGAUGCAGAAAUCUGUGUUGAUACCUUACGAGAAGUACAGCCGUCUCAUGACACUCCAGGAGACACAUCGCGCGAAUUCCGAAGCAGACGCGGAGAGAGUCGUGGCAGAAAAUGUAUCUGAAAACAUGAUAGCCCUACCACACCCGGAGGAAUCACAGAACCUUGACAUGUCAACUCAGACCGAAUCCGAGGACUCGAUAAAGCCUGAAACAACAUCAGCCAAUCUAUCUACGAGGGAAUCCGAGGAAUCGCUUAUCACAGCAAACUGGCACCACCAUUAUUCUGAGAAACAUCAUUCGCAAGCCAGAUGGGAUAGCUGUAACAAGUGCGACAGUUAUAUUUCCUGCACCAAAAACCCUCAACCUCCCACCAUAUAUGGAGAAGGAAGGGAUGGCUAUUUUGCAUCCCCCCCCCCUGCUGAUGUGAAAACUGUGGAAGAAGCUUUGGCAUCUCCCACCAAAACCAAAGUGUCCGUCCGUGGGAAAAUCAUUCAGGAGGAAGCUACACGUUUGGUAACAGUCAAAAAUGAAGAAAAUGUAAAGGUAAAAAACAUCUUCUUGGAGGAUUCCACCAAAAAAUGCAAGAUAGCAUUGUGGAGAAAUCUAGCUGAUCAGACCAUCAGACCAGGUGACUACGUGGAGGUCUCUGACUGCAUUACAAACACCUUCAGAAAUGAGGUAUCCUCAUCUACCACGUCCAGGACAACAAUCACUAAAACAGAGUGCCCAGAAGAAAAUGUUAAAUGGGAGAUAGAAUCUGUGUGCAUUGAGGACAAGAACACUGCCACCCUGUUGCUGAAAGAUGACAGAGUUGUGACAGCACCGGUGAAGUCCCUCCUGGAUGCCUUUCCUGAGUGUGAAGAAAAGGACCUUGAAAAGUAUCUACUUUCCCUUUGUAGCCCAACUUUAGUAGUACAGUGUACAUUUAAGGGCAGUGAUUUGAUUGCCAUGAAAUUUUAGGUUCUUGAAUAUACAUGGGAUUUUAUUUUUUUGUGUGUUCAGAAUGUGCCAUACAUUCCCAUACUAUUUGCGACACUUCAUGUUACUGCUAGUAUCAUCACAACAUCCCAUCUUGUUUUGUUUAUACAAGAGGUCUGUUUUGUAUUUUGCUUUGUGUUCACUUGU
This is a messenger RNA of Magallana angulata, 1134 nucleotides long. RefSeq lists its product as uncharacterized. Bases 1 to 969 code for a protein of 322 amino acids. The transcript has 4 exons. NCBI's taxonomy places the organism in Eukaryota, Metazoa, Mollusca, Bivalvia, Ostreida, Ostreidae. The record is from RefSeq and is a predicted model, not a curated record.